AUCGUUUCAUUUACACGUGCGGGUAACACUCGGGUUAUUGAUAGUGGUUAUUUUAAUUUGCGGUGUUAAUUGUGCGGUGUAAAAACAAAAAAAUAACAAAAAGUGUUACAAAUAAAUAUCAGCCACGUGUUUCGUCAUUCGAAUUGUUUCUCGUUUUUCUCGUCAUUAAGAAAAAAAACUGAAAGAGUGACACGAUGGAAUAUAAAUAUAGGUUAGUGAUGUUCAUAAGUGAUAAAAAAGAAAAGGAAAUCGAUAUUGUUCCUACGUCGUGGCUCGAAAAUGAUGAAGCUACAGACACAUUGUUGUGCAAAUUUAUGCCGCAACCGUAUACGAAAAAAACAAUAUCCAUUCUACACAAAAUGUUAAAAAACUGUGAAAAACCACUAGACGAGUGGCCCAGUUUUCCGGUGGAUCUCCGAGGAAGAGCUUCUACUUAUGAAGAAGCAGAAGAAAAAGCACUUUUACUGGAACAGAAACCGUAUGCUUACUCAACAGAUAGUGAGAAAAAUGCGAAGAAAAAAGCAAUUCAGGAUAAAAAAAGUUUUAAAUUCAAAUCUCUUCCAUUGAAAGAUAGUUUGGUUUUGGAAAAACUGAGUGACAUAAGCUUCGACCUCAAUGAUAAUUUGAUGCCCAUCGAAGUAUUGGAGAAAGAAAAAAGUAAAAAUGUAACUCAAGCAACGAAAACUGAAAUUCCAAGGAAAAAACCAUCUCGACAAAAGCUUUCCGAUCCUGUGGAAAGUUCUGAGAAAGAAUCUAGCGACAAUACUUCAUUAGAGAGUUUGAACAAUUCUUCUAUCGCAUCACCAAUAAAGCAAAAUUCUCAAAAAAGUUCAGGAAAAUUUGUCGCUAUUAAAAAAAAAGAUAUACUCUCUGCGAGCACCAGCAAGCAUUCCGAGGGCUUGAAUUCCUUUCAAACUGAUAUACAUCCUCAAAAAUGUUCAACAGCCUUUGGGAAUGCCAAGAAAAAUUUACCUUCGACUAGUACUAAUCAGUGUUUCGAAGAUCGGCUGUUCAAAUUCUUUGGGGAAAAGCUGAAUUCAUUGAAUUAUAAGAUUGGCCAAAUCCAAGGACAAAUACUUGACCUGUCAGCGGCUUUAAAUUCCAUUCAAAACUCUAUCCAGACAAUCAAACCAACAAAUGAUGAUAUUAUUGAUUGGAAUAAAAACUUCACUGAAGAGGUUCUUGAUUUCUCACUUCCAUGUCGAAAUCAUGAUGAAUUCAAUAAACUCAAUGAAGAGAUAGCAACGAGUGAGCAGUUUCGGAAAAAAUUGAUACGUCAAAUACUAUUGUCUAUUAAUAAGAAAACUGGCCUGCGGAGAAACAUGGGUCAAAUAAUUCGAAAAUACAUGUCACGCGAUUUAGCUCUUUCGUUCACAACAUCGAAAGCAGUAACUGGCAAACAUGUGUUCAGCGAAUCCAAACUAUACUUGUGUCUUAAAGAUGCAGUUUCAUCAGUUUUCAAAGAGGAAGAUGGUGCGAAUUUAACAGAACCAACAUUUAAAGAAUCUGUUCGAAUCGUUUUUAACAACGCUAAGGAUUGGGACGGCCAAGGAAAUAUUCGAAAAAAAAAUGCGCAAAAAACUUGAACGUCACAUUAAAAUAUCACGAAAGAUUUAAACUGUAAGUUUCCAAUUGUAUUGUUCUUUUUGUCAAAAAAAAAUUGGGUUGUAUUAAUAUAUAAAAUUUAAAGAAAGGAGUUAAGGAUAUUAUUCUCUUACUUCUUUUUUUUACAACUUGGUAAUUUGGUUCAAAUUUUUCUUGCCCGUGCAUACAU
This is a messenger RNA of Venturia canescens, 1774 nucleotides long. RefSeq lists its product as uncharacterized. Bases 195 to 1586 code for a protein of 463 amino acids. Lineage: Eukaryota; Metazoa; Arthropoda; Insecta; Hymenoptera; Ichneumonidae. The record is from RefSeq and is a predicted model, not a curated record. The transcript has 6 exons.